Alligator sinensis (Chinese alligator) is the source of this 534-nucleotide messenger RNA. Its product is annotated as hemoglobin subunit beta-like. The transcript has 3 exons. Gene Ontology annotation, biological process: oxygen transport; hydrogen peroxide catabolic process. Gene Ontology annotation, molecular function: oxygen carrier activity; peroxidase activity; oxygen binding. Lineage: Eukaryota; Metazoa; Chordata; Crocodylia; Alligatoridae. Gene Ontology annotation, cellular component: haptoglobin-hemoglobin complex; hemoglobin complex; blood microparticle. The record is from RefSeq and is a predicted model, not a curated record.
UGAGGGCUGGGGGGGGAUUUGCGCUGAGCGAUCGGUCCCUUAUGCAGCUGCAGCUCCAAAACAACCAGCUCGCUCCUCACCAUGGGGCGCUGGACAGCAGAAGAGAAGAGGCUCAUUACCAAUCUCUGGCGCAAGAUCGACGUGGCCGAAUGCGGGGCUGAUGCCCUUGCCAGGCUGUUGAUGGUCUACCCUUGGACCCGGAGAUAUUUCCAUCACUUUGUUAACACCCAUGAUGCCCAGGCCAUCAUCCACAAUCUACAAGUCAAGUCUCAGGGCAAGAAAGUGCUCCAUGAAUUUGGGGAAGCUGUGAAGCACCUGGACAACAUCUAGGACUGCUUUGCCACCCUGAGCAAGCUGCACUGUGAGAAGCUGCACGUGGACCCCAACAGCUUCAAGAUGAGGGAUCUCCUGCGAGACAUCAUCGUACUAAGCCUGGCUGCCCACCACCCCCACAACUUCACUGUGGAGGUCCACGCCGCCUACCAGAAGCAGGUGAGGGCAGUGGUUGAAGCUCUGUCCCCUGAGUACCACUAA